AUGGACAAUUACGCAACAAAAGAGGAAAAAGUUGAAAAACGAGAAAAAAUGAGCUCAAAGAAACUCAUCAGUGCUGUCGCAUCGUCAUCGCAAUCCCGAAGGUAUGCGAAGGCGUUGCUGAUCUACAUGGAAUCAAGUGCACGCACCGCUUAUGGAGUCACUAUUGUGGUUCUGCCACUGCUAUUUAUGAUCCUUUAUCUGCCGAUUUUGCUGAUUUUCUUUGUCGAUAAAGAAUUCCGUAAAGUCAGCGCCUAUAUCAUCAUGACACACAUUGGUGUGCUAGACGCGUUGCAGCUGCUGAUCCACUCAUAUUCGGGAGUGCUCGUCCUAGCAAGCGUUGAUCUUGGCGAGGGUAUGAAAAAGGUUGUUGGCGCAAUCCUAACCGGGUUAUGGUUUUCCGGUUUGGCAUUCACAUUAUUCCUCACUCUUAAUCGUUUUAUCACAGUGUUGCUUCAAAAGUGGUUUCCACAGCUGACGUCUAACAGACUGACAUGUGCUCUGUUCGUAAUGUGCUAUUUUUGUUUUAUUGUACCAUUCGUGCUCAAAUUGCUGCCACAAUGUAACUACACUUUCGAUCCAGACACCUUUUCAUGGACGUAUUUACCUACCGAUAGCCACAUAUCGAUAGUGAUGAACAAAUUAGGGAAUUAUCUUGUUUUGGCAAUAGUCGUGUUAUCAAUAAUCACAUACGUCUCUAUCUUCGGUUACAUCGGUUUCUUCAGCCAAGCGAGACUAAGCAAAAGAGAGUACUGGAUCACUGUGCAGGUGUCUCUGCUGGUACUGUAUUUCUUGUUCUCCUUCAUUUAUUGGACGUACUUGAUGCCAAUUUUUGGCAGCUCGGUUGUGUCUGAUUUCGUCUCCUGUUUGGUAUGGGUGGUAAUGAACGGAAUCCAUCCGAUUAUUUACCUCAUAUUCAACCAGCGAUUGCGAUACUCGUUUGUGCAACUCUUCACUCAGCUCAGGAUACCACAUGAAACGUCUAGUGCGAAUAGGACUGUGAAAGUUAAAAUGUCUUCGAAAUUUCGUCCUUGA
This is a messenger RNA of Necator americanus (New World hookworm), 1032 nucleotides long. RefSeq lists its product as uncharacterized. NCBI's taxonomy places the organism in Eukaryota, Metazoa, Nematoda, Chromadorea, Rhabditida, Ancylostomatidae. The transcript has 9 exons. The record is from RefSeq and is a predicted model, not a curated record. The coding region runs from base 1 to 1032 and encodes 343 amino acids.